AUGGAAUGGUCGAAGGCUAAGGAUGUUUUGCUGGCUAAAGAGGUCCUUUACCUUGAACCAUUUCAGUUCAAGGAAAGGACUGCUCAAAGUGUUCAGGCGUGGCAGGAUCUCGUCAACAACCUCAUGAAAAAUUACACAGGGAAAUUCGACAAGCUAACCUCAAGGGGUGCUAAGGACCAUAUAGCGCUCCUGAUUAAAAACCACAAGAAGAAGAAUGCAGAUGAGCUGAAGGCGAGUGGGAUUAGCCCAGAACAAUCAGAGCUGGAUACUAUACUUGAAGAAAUAAUAGAGAGGAUGGAAGCAAAUGUUGCAGAGAUUGAGAAAGACAACGAAAAGAAGAAAAGGGAGGUGGCUAUGGCCAAAGACAUCAGGCUGAAGGCCAUGGAGGCCCUAAGCCAAACCAAAAAGAGAGAAAAUGAGGAUGGGAAUAUUAAGCCUGCAAAGCAGAUCAGGAGGAGGUCAAAUGGAUCAGAGAUGGUUGCAUACCUGAAGGAGAGGGCAGAGGAGGAAAUGGCCCUGCGUGCAAAGGUAGAAGAAUCAAAACAGGCCCAGAUGGCUAAUGAAGCAAAGAGGCAUGAAGACCUCUUUAACAUUCUGUUACAGCAACAAAAACAACAACAAGAGUUCCAACAACAACAA
Messenger RNA from Porites lobata, 639 nucleotides. The record is from the annotation of a GenBank genome assembly. NCBI's taxonomy places the organism in Eukaryota, Metazoa, Cnidaria, Anthozoa, Scleractinia, Poritidae.